GGCGGAGCCUGAGUGGCGGUGGCGGCCGUGGCGGCGGCGCGACCGAGCAUCCUGGCGGCGCCGGCCUCGUGGAGAGAGUAAAUGGCCAAGACAGAUGAGUGAAAUUAGGCCCCGCUGUGGAAACUUCAUUUUCUUCUCAGUACCUGACUCGUUUGUGAUGAGAUAGCUUAUGGAAGUGUGAUGUUCACUUGUUUCCUGACAGGAAUACCUGGAUGGCUUGGUGCCAGGAGUGGAAGAAAAAGUGAUUCUGCCUUAAAGCCAGCAUCAUUUAAGCAGAGGACACAGUAGACAGAGGUGUGCAGGAACUGUUUACCAUGGAAGCCAGGGAGCUGGGGAACCCCACAUCCACCUACCAUCUCAUCCCAGAGGCAAGCCGGCCUAGUGUGGAAGAAGAUGUCAGCAUGCCUCAGCAAAGGUCCUCGGAAACUAUGCAGCUGAAGAAGGAAAUCUCCCUGCUGAAUGGGGUCAGCCUGGUGGUGGGCAACAUGAUUGGCUCAGGGAUCUUUGUCUCACCCAAAGGUGUGCUGGUAUACACUGCCUCUUAUGGGUUGUCGCUGGUGGUGUGGGCCAUCGGCGGGCUCUUCUCCGUUGUGGGUGCCCUUUGCUAUGCGGAGCUGGGGACCACCAUCACCAAGUCAGGAGCCAGCUACGCCUAUAUUCUGGAGGCCUUUGGGGGCUUCAUUGCCUUCAUCCGCCUGUGGGCCUCACUACUCAUCGUUGAGCCCACCAGUCAGGCCAUCAUCGCCAUCACCUUUGCCAACUACAUCAUUCAGCCCUCCUUUCCCACCUGUGAUGCCCCAUACCUGGCCUGCCGUCUCCUUGCUGCUGCUUGCGUAUGUCUGCUGACAUUUGUGAACUGUGCCUAUGUCAAGUGGGGCACACGUGUGCAGGAUACGUUCACAUACGCCAAGGUCCUAGCGCUCAUUGCCAUCAUUGCCAUGGGCCUUGUUAAACUGUGCCAGGGACACUCUGAGCACUUUCAGGAUGCCUUUGAGGGUUCCUCCUGGGAUUUGGGAGAUCUCUCUCUUGCCCUCUACUCUGCCCUCUUCUCUUACUCAGGUUGGGACACCCUUAAUUUUGUAACAGAAGAAAUCAAAAACCCAGAAAGAAAUUUGCCCCUGGCCAUUGGGAUUUCUAUGCCAAUCGUGACGCUCAUCUACAUCCUGACCAACGUGGCCUAUUACACGGUGCUGAGCAUUUCAGAUGUCCUUGACAGUGAUGCUGUGGCUGUGACAUUUGCUGACCAGACGUUUGGCAUGUUCAGCUGGGCCAUCCCCAUUGCUGUUGCCCUGUCCUGCUUUGGAGGCCUCAAUGCAUCUAUCUUUGCUUCAUCAAGGUUGUUCUUCGUGGGCUCCCGUGAGGGCCACCUCCCAGACCUUUUGUCCAUGAUCCAUAUUGAGCGUUUUACACCCAUCCCUGCUUUACUGUUCAAUUGCACCAUGACCCUCAUCUACCUCAUUGUGGAGGAUGUUUUCCUGCUCAUCAACUACUUCAGCUUCAGCUACUGGUUCUUCGUGGGCCUCUCUGUUGCUGGACAGCUCUACCUUCGCUGGAAGGAGCCUGAGCGUCCCCGCCCUCUCAAGCUGAGCCUGUUUUUCCCCAUCAUGUUCUGCCUAUGCUCCUUGUUUCUGGUGAUUGUGCCCCUCUUCAAUGACACCAUCAAUUCCCUCAUCGGCAUUGGGAUCGCCCUCUCCGGUAUUCCUGUGUACUUCGUGGGCAUUUACCUGCCGGAGUCCCAGAGGCCACUCUUUAUGCGGAAUGUCCUGGCUGCUAUCACCAAAGUCACCCAGCAUCUUUGCUUUUGUGUCCUGACUGAGCUGGAUGUAGCUGAAGAGAGAAGUGUUGAGAGGAAAACUAAUUAGAGACCAGACAUGACUUCCCCUGAGGCCUGGAAGACUGGCCACCUGUGGGUCAUCUGCCGAAGUCCAGGUGGCAAGAUUGUGUAGGGCCUUUGGGGUGAAAAAAGCCACCUCUGUACCAGAGGCCAACCCUCCUGAACUGAAGGAGCCUGUUUGCCCAUAUUAUGUAAGGGGGCUCUGGGCCAAUGGCCUGCUCAGGUGGUCCUUAUCAUUUGGUAAGCUAUAGGAGACUCAGGGUCUGGGGCCAGCCUGAAGUGGGAAUGUCAGGGGUUGGAGAGGUGAGCAGGGGGGAUGGUGUUUCGAUUUUGUUCCUAGUGGACAGGUGCAGUCCUUACAAAAACUUACUUGGUGAGUUACACUGGGGGAAGAGGGGAUCCUGGGUUAAUAGCUGUGACUGGUUGUUUCUGAAUUUGAUAUUUGAGGUUUGAGCCAGGAGUUUCUACAGAGGGACUGCUUUAUGGAAAGUUGUCCUCUGACCAGGUCCAGGCAUCUGACUUUAGAGGCCUGAAAUGCUACCAUUCCUUCCCCUGGCUCAAAACUCUUCCCUGGGGAGAGGGUUGUAUUCCACUAUUUAUUGAUAGUAUCUAAUCCAGAACACCAGUUCUAGCAGAGCAUUGGUGUUCAUUCACCCCAGGAUGCAAUAGGCUGAUUGUAGUUAGAAACUCCCAAGUACACAAGCUGAGUCCCUCUGCCCUCAGAGGUGUCUCUUUGUGGUGGUGGGUCAACUCUGGCCACAGAUUUUAUGAUCAGUUUAGCACAGUCUUAUUGAGUCUUAACUGCAAAGGUGAAUGUCAAAGAUAUUUUACUUGUGUACCUGUUACACUUUAGUAUAUAAAUAGGUCAUGUUACAGGCACCUGGCUCAGGUCCAAUAAGGACAAAUGAACCAAUUCAUGAGUCAGAAAUCUGGUAACACUGUUAUUUUGAAGGAUAAUCCUUUAUUUUACUUGAGACCUUAAGGUCUUUGUUCUAACUGAUAGCAAGUGAAUCUCUAGAUUAUUAGUAUAAAUUGUAAGAUGGCAGAAACUGUUCUGGAAUUUAGGUGGAUCACCUGAAUUCUUUUGGCUGUCAGUGGCUUGAACAUCUCAUGGACCCAGGCCACCAACCAGCUUGUUCCUUUCUGCAAGGACCUGUGUGAGGGACUACUGUGCAGACCCAAGCAAGCCUACCCUGGUGCUAGAAAUGUUCAUUCUUUCGUGAAAACCUCACACCAGACUACAUCCUCGUCCUCCUCUGUUCCUGGCACCAGGCUUUGUUUACACUCUGAGCCACCUUGGUGUGGACCAUCAGGAUAGCGCAAACCUCUCCUGCCUCCCUCUUCUUGCCCCUGAGGUCUUGUGGGGCAGCAGUCUCAGGAAGAGCCUGGAUACUUGUGGGGACUUCGAUUUUCUCCCUGUGGUCAGCAAAGACUGGGGAAAAGAGCUGCUUCAACCUCUCUGGCUUGUUAGCAAACUGCAUGAGUGAAAGCAACUAAUUCUGGUGCUCAGGCUGGGCUUUGCCAUCCAGGUCAGGCCAGAGCAGAGUUUGGCCUAAUGGAUCUUCCCUCAUAGGCAGCAUGGUUGUACUGGAUUGUAUAACUGUCCUGUGUUACCCCUGGACACUGUCAUCCUGGCCCAGAACUUGCUGGCUUGUCAUGCCCCAUGGGAUUUUUAUCCUUAGGUCUUGGAAUUGGUCAGCAGUAAAGAGGACUAUGAAGCAAUCUCUCUUUUUGGCCAGUCUUCUCCACCAAACUGGCCCCAGUCACAGGUAAGGGAGCAACCUUGGUCAUGUGCUUGCUCAGUAAAGAAAACUUUGGGCAACAUGGUCACAGUUGCCUUUAUUUCAGAGUGGACAUCUGUAAGAACAUGGGGGACAUUCCUGGUUUGUCAUGGUUUGUCCAGAUUCCUGCCUGAGAACAGGGAGUCUUGUGCAAAGGCUGACUUGCCUAAACUAUGUAAACAUGGGUUCCUUGUCUGAGCCAAGCUGGCACCUGUUCGUGGACUCCUGUAGAACUAAUCCUUAGGCACAGAGUGCCCUUGCCUUGAGGAUCCCUGACCUUGGCUUUACCGCCACUUAAGUAAAUAACCACUUAGUCCCAGGAAUUUGCUGCCCCCUAGUGGCUUCUGGUGGGGAGGGCAUCACACCUCAGGGGCCCCAUCAUAUGCUUAGUGAGCCAUGUCAUCCUCUCAUUACUUGAUGGUGACAGCAUCCUUCCCCUACAUGCUGGACACAGACUUCUCCAUGGAACCCUUCUGUGGGAAGCCAGAGACUCCUUAUAGCACUCAAGUUUCAAGGGAGAAUUAAUUUCUGCGAGCUCUUUGUUUUUUGUCUUCUGAAAUCCUCCUGGGGUGCUAAUCCCUUUUGCACUGGGUACAUUUAUUUAUGAAGUUGUCAGUCCUUUCAUGUUGGCAAAACUUAAUGAGUAUGUAAACAGCAGUGAGCACUUGAGAAUGGCACAAAGUGGUUUUUAAUCCUUCGUUUCUAUGCCUACAGGAGACUAAGUUAAGAAGAUGGCUGGUAUUAGACAUGUAAGUUGCUGCCUGUUACUAGCAACACUGAAUUGUAACUAUGUGGAUAUUCAAGAAGAGAAAUCAACAGUCUAUUGAUUUAAUUAGCUGCAAUUUAGGGCCUGAGUACAGAUGGAUUUUAAUCACUGGCAGCUUUAACAGCUGCAUAGGAACUAAUGAAGGUAAAGACUUACAAAAUGGACAUAAAGAAUGGGUGGAGGUGGAAUAGAAGAGCAGAGAUACUUAUGAAAUCUUAAAAGGAAGGCAUCUCCUUGUGUAAUUAACCUUCCCCCAUGAUGGUGAGUCUGAGACCUACUGUACCACAGGGCAAGGGGGUAACUUGAAUUGAAGGUUCUGUGUAUUGUUUCCCUAGACCAGUACAGUAGCCACUAGCCACACGUAGCUAAAUUGAAAUUAAAUAAAAUUUAAAAUCCAGUUCAGUUGCACUAAUCACAUUUCAAGUACUCAACAGCCACUUGUGGUUAGUAGCUACUAUUGCCCACUGGAGAUAAAGAACAUUUCACCAUUGCUGAAAGUUCUGUUGGACCGUGCUACUCUAGAAGAAUGCCAAGUCAGUCAGAGUUAAGGCAGCUGUGGUUGGAAAGGAAUGGGAUAGAGAAUUUGCUUACAAGAGAAGCAAGUUCCAGUAACAAAAUUGGUCCUGUUGUUUUUGUUCAUUUCUCAGUUCAGGAUGUACUUUCCUUUUCCUCACUUGUGUUCAGUCCUUAGUGUCUAAGGUCAAUUCUAAAACUUCUGCCUCGCACACCCCUCUUUAUGAGGAAGGAACAGUAGAAAAACACCUAAGAUUUUCAGGUUUAAUAGGUUUAAAAGAAACUACUUGCUCUCAUGUUCAAAGUUAGUCUUUACUAAACACAGAAUAUGUUUACACAUACUGUAUUUUUUGGCACCACUGCCAAAGAAAGACAGUAGUCUUUACAACCAUUAUCAGAAUCAGGAAACAGGAAGGUAAAACACAGUUGUUUUCCAUCGUAUGUGUGCUAUGAGGGAUCCACUGUAGUCCUUUUAGAUUUGCUCCUUGGAAAACCAAAUCUUACUGCCAAUGACAGUCAGAAGCCCCUCCUAUGCCACAUAUUGGCUUCUGCAUAGGAGGAGAAUGGGAAAACAUCUUAUCAUCAGGAAAAAUGCCUGGGCCAUUUGAAGCUAAAGGAAGUUUCAUUUUUAUGGCUCUUUUUUUUUUUUUCUGGACUGCAGCCUGACUUCUGGAUUGAGGCAAAGGAAGACUUAACACAAGUCUUCACUGUGGUGAAAUGAUGCUGUUGUAUAUAUUUUCCCUUCCACAUGUUAAGCUAGAAACUCGAGAGAAUGUCAUGUCACCAGGGUUAGCUGAUGCUGUAGUCACAAUAGUGGAACCUCAUGGAUAUCACAGGGCCAUCAGUCUGAAUCCAGGUCAUGGGAGCUGUCAUAACCAAACUCCUUCUGUACAUCCAAAGGGUAUUUCCUCCAUAUCUCUGAUCUGCUGAUGCCACUUUCCUCCUCACUGAAGCUGUCGUACUCAUCAGAGCCUAGAAUGAGAAACCAGGAGUGGGUUCUAACUGUAUGAUUUUCUAGGCUACAAUGAGAGCCCCUUCCCUUCUGGAAAAGGUGUUUUUUUGUUCCCCACUAUAAAAUACUUGCUCAAUAAAGAAAAUUUAGAAAAGAGAAUAAUUUUUUUUAAAAAAACCGUAUUUCUAUCAUCUAAACCAAGUCCCUUAACAUGGGAGUAUUUUGUCAUUUUCCUUCUCCAAGUAUAGGAUUGUUUUUGUUGUUCUAACAGUUGUAGUCAUAUCAUAAAUAUAAUUUUCUAUUUUGUCCCCUUUCCUUUUAACAUAUCACAGGUACUUCCCCAAUAAAAUAUUUCAUUGUUUGAUAAUAGUCCUCUUUCUGUUGGCACUUAGAACAGUCACUAAAGGAACUGUGUUCCAGUGUACCCCUUCCUUCCUCCUCCCUCAGGUACCAGGUCUGAGUUGUUUCUUUCUCAAAACGGUCAUAAAUGCAGCAAUUUCUUGACUCACAAAAACUCUGGGCCUACUCCUACAACUGGUUUAGCAUGUACCUCUGAUUACAAAUUGACCAGCUGAACCCCUCUCUUCAAAUCUUAAUACCUUCUUGACUGAAGCAGGAAAAGUAACACUGAGCUAGGUAUUUCACUUAAUCCCAAUCACUAAAUUAGUACAAUGGUCUCAUUUUGUGUAUGAAACUAAGGAUUUGAAACAAGGCCAGACUGACAUCAGAAGUUGUCUGAAAACACUGGUCCUUGGGUCUCCUAAUGCUCCAGCAACUUGCAGUUGAGCUGUUGGGAGCUCAAUGACAGAAAAGAAAAGUCAGUCAAGAAAUCCUGUCUACUGUGCUCAUAUGUGGGUCUUGAAUUUCAUGAGUCCCUCCCUUUCCCAGACUGUUCCCCACACCUCUGGAAUCUUCAUCUCUCUCACUGCUCUGCUCCUCAUCUGGGUACUCAUUGCGCCAAUUAUUCUCACUGUUCUCAUCAUCUUCAUCAUCAUAAAUUUCCUCUGGUUGUUGAUCAUCAUUCACCUGCACAUCUCAAAACAAACAUGAGUCUAAGUCAAAACCUCUAAGGUUAUGUUCUUUUGGGGAAGCUAUUAGGAGACUAGCUUGGGUGACAUCAUUUAACAGUGCCAUGUGAAAAAGAGGCAGACUAGGGAAAAGUUUGAUAAGAGAAACAGACUAGGGGUUAGUUUGAUUCUAAUGCACAAAAGGCUGUAGUAUCUUAGGCUAUGGAAGGGAGGUGAUAGCCCCAUUCCACUCAAGAGUUCAGCUCCAGGCACCACAUCACCACAUUCCUGGUGGGAUAGGCUGAACUCUGCCAGAAUGGGAAUGCACCAGAGUGGGGAGGAGCAGUGACUCUAAGCAGGUAAUGGCGGCUAUCUUUAAACUCAUAAAGGGCAGCCAGUCAGGAAAGGGAUUAUGCAGAUUAUGGGUGAUGCCAAAGGUCAGAACCAAAACCCACCGGGUGAGGGAUGCAGGAAGGCAGGAAGAGAGGCUAUGAAGCGGUCCAAGGUAGGUACUCAACUACAAGACUAUGGUUCUAGUGCAGGCAAAGGAUAAGGUGCUUCUCUCAUAAUACAAGUAUGAAGGUACCACCUUAUCUUUUCUCAUUAGUCAUCUUAGAAUUUGUUUUACAAAUAAUGUCAAGAUGGUAGCUUUCUUCAUCCAAAGUGUCCCAUCUUUUUAAGAUACAAUUUUUUAAAAGCUUUGGUUCUUAUUCAAGUCAAGUAUUUUCUGGUUUUAUAUUAUGCCCCACAUAUUUUUUUCCCCUGUAAGUGGGUAGUUAUGAACAAUAAAGAUGAUGUUGCAAA
Messenger RNA from Choloepus didactylus (southern two-toed sloth), 7657 nucleotides. It is a transcript of the gene SLC7A6, whose product is annotated as solute carrier family 7 member 6. Gene Ontology annotation, molecular function: L-amino acid transmembrane transporter activity. Gene Ontology annotation, biological process: amino acid transmembrane transport. The transcript is spliced from 12 exons. Bases 315 to 1862 code for a protein of 515 amino acids. Gene Ontology annotation, cellular component: membrane. The record is from RefSeq and is a predicted model, not a curated record. NCBI's taxonomy places the organism in Eukaryota, Metazoa, Chordata, Mammalia, Pilosa, Megalonychidae.